AGUCCCCUUCCUCUGUCGCGCGCGAACAAACACGCCCUGUCGUCGUCAGAGCAGUGUUCCAUCCAUCUCGUCUGCAACAAAGUCUUCGCCAUCCAUAUCUCCAAGACGGCGCGCUAGGAAUAUGAACAACGAUAGCGCCCUAACACGAUGAUGAAUUCGCCUCAAUAGUGAGACAGCUCCAUCCGACGGACCUUAGCGCAGCCGCCGUCCCAGAAAAUCCCAAUGCCACCAACCACCUGUGGAAGUCGACACCUUCCAGGGACAGAAAGAGCAAUUGAUCGUCAGGCGCGGAGGAGGAGUAGGAACUUGGCCUUGCCUAGCUCGCGGACGAUUCUCCUUGCCGUACUCUCAGCAUCUCCAGCAGCAAUGGCGGCGUGCAUUCCAUUGCAAGGGUCGACAACUUGCUCGGCCUUCCAAUCGUCCUCCGUAUCAACCGACAGUUUUCUAGUCGGACUAUUUCCCUUCCUCAAGUUUGUGUCCGACACGACUACCUUCGACGAGCAACUCACAUCCUACGUGCAGACGAGUUACGUGCAGGAAAAAUUUCAAACCCUCCUAGGCUGUGAGGGCAUCAGUCUCACAAACACCAGCAACCUCUAUGCGCGCUUCACAACUACAGUAAUUUGUAAUGCUAUCAUCCAGAACUCGAUCGAGCCCUGUGGUCUGUCGGCAGGCGAGUCGCGGCCUGUCUGCGCAGAAACAUGUGCCCAAUUUGCCGAAAGCGAGGCAUAUGUUGUCGCUGACGAUGCAAUCUGCUUGAACCCGAGAAGCGAUUCGCUGCAGCAGAUCAUCCGGGCAGAUUUCACCAAUUGUGCUCUGCCAGCAAACUCACUAUCGAGCAACAACUGCAUUACAGGUAUCACCAACGAACCAGAGAACUGCGGCUACGGCAACAGCACGUUGGGAUUGUGCUCUUACUGCGCAUCGGGCGGUAUCAAUUCAACUGACACGUGCUGCUACAACUCGGACGCCGAGAACCGUUGCGUCGGUGUUGUCUUGCCCACAAUCACACCAAAUAUGACCUUUGUCACUCCGACGGCGUCUUCAACCUCGUCUCCGACAAGCAGUACCGCUGCUACCAGUGGCGGCCACCGUGGCUUGUCUGGAGGUGCUAUUGCAGGAAUAGUGGUCGGAUCUGUGGUUGGUGUUGCACUUCUUGUGGCUCUGGUGUUUGCAUGCAUAUUCCUGAGACGAAGGAGGCAUGGAAGUCAGAAUGGUAGCAUUUUCAACCAGCCCUCGCCUGCCAGGAGAGGGGCAUCUAUGGGUCAAGCUGGGCCAGCUCCGGCCGCCGCCGUCGCACCACAGGGCUACGAGGUUUUGCCCGGUGGCCGGAUUGCACGCAUGUCGGCAUUGGAAGGUCACUCGGGCGAUUCCCCGUCUCGCCAUGCCAAGGACGUUCCUGCUGCCGCCGUGGUCGGAGCCGCCGCUGGCUACGCCGCUGGAAGGAGGAGAGGGGACGAUCAUUCCUCGUCCGAUGGAUUCGGCGACAGCCCCGAGUCAGAUCGAGGCGCUGCUGGCGUGCUUAGGCCGCCACCUACAACACUCCGCAGGAACGGCUCUCUUUCGAGCAACUCUGCUCUCGGAGGUGAAGAUCCACAGUCCCCUACCAGUGCUGGCGGGAUGUCGUCGCCGCCGGGGAUGGCCAGCCAACAAUCGGAACAGCUGCCAUUUUUCAAGGACUACUACUCUCAGGAUGACAUCCAUCCCGGGGAACGCGUCGCAGUCUUGUGGGCGUAUCAGCCACGCGCGGCUGACGAGUUUGCUCUCGAUCGUGGCGAUAUGCUCAAGGUGGUUGGCAUCUGGGAUGAUGGGUGGGCCACUGGUGUCAUGACGGACGACCGCGCAGAAGAGUGGGAGGCUCGACGUCAAGCUCAGCGAGACAGUGGCGUCUCUAACACGUCUGGCAGGGGGCGCGACGUAUCGCCCCCGGUCAGUGGCGAGAUCAAGGCCUUCCCACUGGUGUGUGUCUGCCUUCCGGAGCAUUGGAGGAAAACGAUCGAGGGGGAUGGCUCGACAGAAACCGGAUCAAGUGCUCAUCAGUAUACGACCGGAUCUUGAAGCUGCCAAAGCGUCUGCGACCACGAUGUUCGAUCUAAACGUUGAAUAAUGUCUUGAUGAAGAUCUGGGGGCCUUUGAAUCUGCAUUGGCUGCGGCGUUCGGCAUCACGCAUCUUCCUUCCUCAGCCGUCCUGAAUUCAAAACGGCUAGCUUCCCUCUCCUCUACAG
Messenger RNA from Phialemonium atrogriseum, 2225 nucleotides. RefSeq lists its product as uncharacterized. NCBI's taxonomy places the organism in Eukaryota, Fungi, Ascomycota, Sordariomycetes, Cephalothecales, Cephalothecaceae. Bases 223 to 2058 code for a protein of 611 amino acids. The transcript has 4 exons. Gene Ontology annotation, molecular function: protein binding. The record is from RefSeq and is a predicted model, not a curated record.